AUGCUCCGGCUGGGAGCCCGGCUCGCCGGGCCACGAUGCUUGCUGCUCUGCCUGCUCCCGGCCGUCCUCAGAGCCCAGCCUGGCUGGGAGGGGAGGCCCAAGCCCCUGCCGUGCCAGCAGAGCCCCACGAAGGUGUCAUGCAAGGGUGCUGGCCUGCACAGCUUUCCAGAGGAGCUUGGCCAAGGAGUGAAGUACCUCGAGCUCUCCAACAACUUCAUCCGAAACCUGUCGGAGAGCCGCAUGCGGGGGUUCGGGCAGCUCGAGCACCUGGACGUGUGCUUCAACCAGCUGGAGGCGGUGUCGGGAGCCGCCCUGGCUCAGCUCCCCCAGCUGCGCUCUCUCCUCCUGGGCUCCAACCGCCUGGACCGCAAUUACCUCGCUAACGGGCGAGCCUUCGGCUUGCUCAGCAACAUCGAGGUCCUGGACCUGUCGGCAAACAACCUGGAGAGCCACAUGGCGGGCUGGUACCUCAGCAGCCUCAGCACGCUGAAGAAGCUGGACCUGUCCGGGAACAGGAUGACGAGGCUGCCCGCGGGCAUCUUCUGGAGCACGCCGGCGCUGAGCGAGCUCAACCUCAGCAACAACUACAUCAUGGAAAUCGAGGAGGGAGCCUUUGGGGCUCUGGAGGAGCUGGAGGUGGUGAACCUGGCCUUCAAUUCCCUCCACUGCAUCUCCGGCUUCAGCCUCAGGCAGCUGCGAGUUUUAAACCUGAGCCACAACGCCCUGGAGCUCUUCGUCUCGGAGGACGGAGAGGAACCCUACCUGCUUCAGGUGCUCGACCUGAGCCACAACAGGCUCCUCUAUUUCCCAGAGCUCCCCAAAGCGCAUUACCUCACGCACUUAAACCUCUCCAACAACCUCAUUGCCUCGCUGGCCCCGAGCUCACGCCACCCAGCAGCGUUCGCGCUGCACUACGACGAGCUGGCGAGGUUUAACGGGUCCUCCAGCACCACAGCUGGCCUCACCCGUGUGGCUGACUUGGAUCUCAGCAAUAACCAGCUGCAGCUGUUCCCAUUUUCUUUCUUCCAUGGCCUGAGCUCUCUGCACAACCUCAGCGUGGCCACGAAUUGUCUCCAGGACGUAACGAGGGAGACGCUUACAGGUGGCACAGAAGGGGACAGCGUGGCCACCUCGCAGGAGAACGUGUCCCUCUCCGUGCGCUCUCUGGACCUCCACGACAACCUCAUCCGCGCCUUGCCACGUUGGUUUUUUGAUUUUCUGCCCCAGCUGGAAACGAUCGACCUGGGCUCCAACAGCCUCCAGCCCUGUGAGAGCCGGGGAGGUGACCGUGGGGGGACGUCAGGAGGGGGCCCUCACGGGGCAGGACCCUGCACCGCCUUCUACAACGUCCCCCACCUGAAGCACCUCAGCCUCUACAGGAACAACAUCACCCGGCUGCAGCCCUACGCCUUCAACCAGACCUCGCUGCUCUCCCUAGACCUGUCCGAGAACACGGGCUUGUCCCUGCCCAAGGCAGCCCUGGGGGGCCUGGAGCUCUCCCUGCAGGAGCUCUGGCUGCGGGGGAACCAGAUGGGGGACGGCACGGCAGAGCUCCCCUGCCUGGGCGCGCUCAAAGCCUUGGACCUCUCGGGCAAUCGCUUGAGCCUUUUGCCCGCGGGUCUUUUCUGCUCCUCGCUGGAAAGCCUGGACGUCCGCGACAACAACCUGCCGGCGCUGGCCAAGCUGGCCGUGGCGAGCUGGGCCCGCAGCCUGCGGGUGCUGUGGGUGGCCGGGAACCCCUUCAGCUGCUGCGGGCUGGGCUGGUUGGACACGCUGCGGGCGGCGCGCGUCCGCCUGCCCGACCUGGACCGGGCGCUCUGCGCCUACCGCCACCGCCGCGGCAACUUCUCGGCCCCGCUCAGCAGCCACCCCUGGUGGCCCUGCCCGCGUCCCAAAGGGGCGCUGGCGGCGCUGGUGGUGGUGCUGAGCAUCCUGCUGUGCCUGGGCUACGGGGCGUGCUGCCUCCUGAGGAGGGGGCAGAAGCCGCCGGGGUGCGGGGCUCUGCGGGGCAGCAGGGUGGGCGGCUUCGUGCCCCAUCCCAAAACGGAGAAGGCAGCCAAGGAGAGGCCAGCAGAUGGUGACACUAAAGUGUAG
This is a messenger RNA of Cygnus atratus (black swan), 2094 nucleotides long. Its product is annotated as transforming growth factor beta activator LRRC32-like. Gene Ontology annotation, cellular component: extracellular matrix. The coding region runs from base 1 to 2094 and encodes 697 amino acids. NCBI's taxonomy places the organism in Eukaryota, Metazoa, Chordata, Aves, Anseriformes, Anatidae. Gene Ontology annotation, molecular function: protein binding. The record is from RefSeq and is a predicted model, not a curated record. The transcript is spliced from 2 exons.